AUGCAUUGGCGAAAGAGGUUUUCGACUUGUCUGGUUUCCGUCCUGAUAUGUGUUACCUUGCUGCUGUACCUCUAUCGAGGGUUUCUUCUGAGCUCGGGGGACAUUCUCAUCAGGGCGUUGCACAUACCGAUGAAUGAGCCCGCUACAAAGACGCCGCUCUUGCACGUUUCAAACCUGGGCAACCAGUCAUCCCCACGAAAUGAUUCCGCCAUCAUCGCCCUCGUGCGGACCGAGGAGCUGGAGGGGAUGAUCUACUCCAUGCGCCAGAUGGAGGAAAACUUCAACGCCAAGUUUGGAUAUCCCUGGAUUUUCUUCAACGACCAGCCCUUCACCGAAGAGUUCAAGCGCCGGACUCGAUUGGAAACACGAGCGCCAUGUCUUUACGAGCAGAUCCCGUCCGAGCAUUGGGAUAUACCCGGCUCCGUGGACGCGGACAAAUUGACCAAACACAUCCUCGACAUGAAAUCGCGUGGCGUCAAGCACGCGUCGGACCUGAGCUAUCACCAAAUGUGCCGCUGGUACUCGGGCUUCUUCUACAAACACCCUGCCCUCGCGCACGUUCGGUACUACUGGCGGGUUGAACCCUGGAUCAAGCUCUUUUGCCCCAUCGAGUACGACGUCUUCCAAUACCUGUCGGACAACGACAAGGUCUACGGCUUCACCAUCAACAUCUACGACGACCCGCACACUCUGCCCUCGCUGUGGCCCGAAACACUCGACUUCAUCGCGCAGAACCCGCACCACCUCGGCCGGCGCAACGCGUGGAAAUGGCUGACCGACAGCACGCACAGGCCCGAGGUCAACCGGCGGGCCAACGGCUUCAGCACAUGCCACUUCUGGAGCAAUUUCGAGAUUGCCGACCUCGACUUCUGGCGGGGGGAUGCGUACGACUCGUACUUCCGCCAUCUGGACCGCGCCAACGGGUUCUUCUACGAGCGCUGGGGGGACGCGCCCGUGCACAGCAUCGGCGUGGGGUUGUUCGAGAACAUCUCCCGGAUUCACUGGUUUCGAGACAUCGGCUACCAACAUACCGUCUACGCCAACUGCCCGGACUCAGACCGGUGCAACGGCUGCGAACCCAACAAGUUCGCCCCCGUCGCUUUCUGGCUGAAUCAAGAGGACUGCCGGGUCAACUGGCUCGACCAGGUCUGCCAGGACAGUGCCAUGGAACACGGCUAUCUGUGUCCAGAACGGAAGAGAGAUCAGUGA
Cladophialophora immunda is the source of this 1209-nucleotide messenger RNA. RefSeq lists its product as uncharacterized. Gene Ontology annotation, cellular component: Golgi apparatus; membrane. The record is from RefSeq and is a predicted model, not a curated record. Gene Ontology annotation, molecular function: alpha-1,2-mannosyltransferase activity. The transcript is spliced from 5 exons. Lineage: Eukaryota; Fungi; Ascomycota; Eurotiomycetes; Chaetothyriales; Herpotrichiellaceae. Gene Ontology annotation, biological process: protein N-linked glycosylation; protein O-linked glycosylation; cell wall mannoprotein biosynthetic process. Bases 1 to 1209 code for a protein of 402 amino acids.